Molecule: messenger RNA, 1118 nt
Organism: Arachis duranensis
Lineage: Eukaryota; Viridiplantae; Streptophyta; Magnoliopsida; Fabales; Fabaceae
Exons: 3
Coding region: 229-633 (134 amino acids)
Source: RefSeq, a predicted model, not a curated record
AAUUCCAAAAGUCACAUCCCCAAUUAACCCAAAUUAAUCCUAAUUUCACUAGUUUACUACACUAACCCUAAUUUACCCUAUACACUUUUGUUGUUAUUGUGGACACACUCCCCCAAUCCCUAUAUCCUUUUCCAGCGUCGCAUACUCAUCAGCCCUGUCGACAGGUCUUCUCAGCAUUGCCUCCGCCUGCCACCUGCGCAGCCCGAGUUGCUCCGCCCACCCGUGAGGAUGCCGUCGUCUUCAACACCACAACACAACCCCACCGCUGCUGCUAUUCACGGAGGUCGACGCCGCCGAUGCUGGUUCUCAUGGUGGUUGAUGUUGCCGCGGGAGUCCUUCUCGUCUAAAGACGUCAACGAAGCAUCCCCUCCUCCAGGCCGCAACAGCAACCACCUCUGUGUCCACGCCGCCCUGCCGCGUCUAGCUAUCGACCGUUGCACGCCGCUCUCUGCAAUCAUCCCAGUGUUCUCCAAUUGGCCUCAUGUAGCGAAUUUUGGGCUUGCUAAGAUCUUGCAGCGUGAGGCGAGCGACAGAAGUGCUGGUACCGGUGCCAUGUCCAGGGUUGCUAAAUCAUAUGAAUACAUUGCCUCGGAGUAUGCUUAUACGCUCUAUAUGCUUAUGAUGAGAUGUUGAAUUAAUCAUGAAUGGCUAGUCUUUAUUUAUAAAUAUGGGAAAUUUAUUCUAUUGUUGAUUUAGGAGCAAAGUCAGAACUUGUACAUGAUUGAUCACAUGGUGCUUGACAUGAAUUCCUAAGAGAAGGCUUGUUCUAAUUUUUUCGGGAGAUGCAUAGAUGGAGAAGAAAUAAAAGCUUGUGUAGUAUAGAGAAUUCUUUGAUAAGACCCUUGUCUCACCAGAUCUUACAAAUAAUGAGAUGCUCCAAAAACUUGUUGAAAGCCAAAGUGUAUGUUCUUCGAAACGAGAAGUAGAAUGUCAUAACAUUCCCUUGUGUCCUUUGAAUUCAUUUAGGCAGAAAUUGUACUAGCUUAGUAGAUCUAUUAUUUUUAGUUAAAUUAUUCUAUUAUAGUUUCUUAAGAUGCUUUGUUUGAUUAAUUAGCAUACAAGGAGAAGUUGUUAGAAAUGAAGACAGCAGAGAUAUUUAAUUUUUUUGAUAUGUUAAA